CGCGACAUUGAGGUUAAGUUGUCCCAAACGUCGAGCAGUGUUUGUUCGCGUGUAGCACCCCAUUCAUCAACAUCUCCUUGAAACUCGAUCAGAGGUGCCCCAGAACAACCGAAAAUGGGUUCCUCUAAACGGCACAAGUCCGAGAAAUCUCGGGAAGUGAAAAAACGUCGUCACCGAAGUCGGACUCGCUCCAGAUCACGUUCGAGAUCUUAUUCUCCAGACAGACACAGUAGUAGCAGGCACCACAAGAAGCACAAGAGGAAAGAACGCAAGGAAUACGACAGCGAUGUGGAGAUCGUGAGUGCCCCACCGCCUCCAAAGAUCUCAAGACCCACCGAAGAUGCCCCACCGCCCCCAAAGAUCUCAGCAAAGCCCCGGAGUCCCUCCCCAAAGGGAGGUGCAGCCGUCCUGAGCUGCUCCAUCGAGGAAACCAAUAAACUUCGCGCCCAGCUGGGUCUCAAACCCUUGGAAGUGGACUCUGGUCCCUCCAAGGAGGACCCCAACAAACUCAAGGACGACCUCGGCGAGUUCUACCACAAGCCAGCGGAGAACACAGCCAGCACAGCACUGACACAAAAACACCGAGAGAGGAUAGAGACCCACAAGCAGAAACGUAAAAUCGAAGCAACUCUAUCCAAAGUACAUCUCUUAGGAGAGGACGACUCCAACGAUGAUGCCAAUGAGUGGGUGGAGAAGACCCGAAAGCUCGCUGAGGAGAAGAAAAAAGCGGAGGACAGGGCCAAACUCUUGGAGGAGAUGGAGGCUGUCUUUGGAGUUGAAUCCUUGGUGAAAGAGGAAGUGCAGAGCGAUAGGAAGCAGGCGUACACUGAGAGGGAUUUAAAGGGUCUCAGGGUGGAACACGACAUUGAGAAUUUCGCUGAGAGAAACGUAAUUCUCACCCUGAAAGAUAAAGGGGUCUUGGAUGAUGAGGAGGACGUCCUGGAAAAUGUCAAUAUGAGGGAUGAUGAGCGCUACAAGAGGAGUGUCAUCAACAAGAAGAAGAAACCGGGUUAUGACGCUUAUGACGACGACAACUUCGACGAGUUUGGCCUACCGAAAAAUAAAGUCCUCGAGAAAUACGACGAGGAGAUUGAUGGUGAGCGCAAGCAGUCCUUUGCUCUGGGGAUAGACAGUGCCAAGGAGGCAGAACAGCGAAGAUCUGUCAUGAUAAAGCAGAAGCUUGCGAACAAACGCCUGGAGACUAUUAAAGUUACAGAGUUGAAACUCGCGAGUGAAUAUUAUAAUGAAGAGGAGCUGGCGAAGUUCAAGAAGACCAAGAAGAAGAGGAAAGUGAAAAGGUCGCUUAGGGAUAAGGUACUGACAGCUGAUGAUUUAAUACCGGACACUGAUUAUCUGAGGGACCUGGGAAGUAGGAGGAGGAAACGUCCAGAUGAUUCGUUAGUUCCUGAGCCUGUUAAGGAGGAGAUCAAGACGGAGGAGGACUUCAGGGAGGAGCUUCUGCUGAGUCGAAAGCAGCAGAAGCUGCUGAAACCCAAGAAGAAGAGCUUAGAGACGAUCACUGAUUUUAUCAAGACAGAAGUCGAGGAGGUGGAGGACAGUGGAGGAAAUAUUGAGUUCGUCGCGACUGCUGAAUUCUGCAGGACACUUGGGGAUAUUCCGACUUAUGGACUUGCUGGUAACAGGGAGGACAAUGAUCAGGAUAUGAUGGACUUUGAGGAGCCGGAGGUGAGGGAUGAGGUAAUGCAGGAGGAGGACGAUGGUCGUGGAGCUUGGAAUUCAGUUGAGGUGGAGGAAAAAUCGACAGAACCUGUCGCUAUUGAGGCGGCUAUUCUGGAUAUUGAACCCUCUCUUGGGCAGGGGGUAGGGGGAGCUUUGAAGCUGGCGAUGAGCAAGGGAUAUCUGCAGAAGGAAGACACUAAUAGGCCUUCUGUCAGUCGUUUUGCUCAUCUCCAGGCGCAGAAUUACUCAAUCGAGGACAAGACUUAUGGCGACGAUGACAAAUUUGGGAGGAGGGACAGGUUCAAUGGACCCACCUCUGAGUUCAAAGAGAGAGAUGGCUUCAAACCUAAUCCGAAGUUGGAGUACAUUGAUGAUGAUGGACAUGUGCUGACUCCCAAGGAGGCCUUCAGGUACCUCUCGCAUAAGUUUCAUGGCAAGGGACCUGGGAAGAAUAAAGUGGAGAAGAGAAUGAAAAAGGCGGAGCAGGAAGUGCUUAUGAAGAGGAUGUCCUCCACUGAUACUCCGUUGGGGACGCUCAAUCUGCUUCAGGCCAAGCAGAAGGAGACUCAGUCACCAUUUAUUGUGCUGAGUGGAAGCAAGCAGAUGAAUACUACGAUAUCCAAGUCCAAACAUUGAUUUUUAUUGUGAGAAUUCGAAUGUGGCAGGGGGAGUGUUGAUGAGUUGGCGAAAGGACUUUUUUAGUCGAUCUCUUGUAUCCUCUUCUUAUUUUUUCAAGGAGUCUAGUUUAGGAGAAGAAAUAAAUAUUUCUCCUAUGGUUAAAUGAAAAGCCUGGGAUGAAGAAAGUAGUUAUAAUAAAAUUAUUCGCAUUCAGAUAUUCGUCAUAUAAUUAUCUGAAGUUUGGUUGACUUAUCGUACCCAUCGCUGCUCUUUUGAAUUCAGACGUCGUUUUCUGUAUAUAGAUUAGGGAGGAUUAUUUUUGUCCGAACUGAUAAAUCUUGAUCGACUUUGAGUUCAAUGAGGAGAAACUAUUGUGAAUGUGAGUUUCUGGUGAUUGUAGAAAGAAUUGGAAUAAUUGAUUUCAAUCUUUCUGUGAAUUCUAUUAAUAAAUAGUAUCAAUGAUUUGUA
Diachasmimorpha longicaudata is the source of this 2766-nucleotide messenger RNA. Its product is annotated as U4/U6.U5 tri-snRNP-associated protein 1. The transcript is spliced from 2 exons. Gene Ontology annotation, cellular component: U4/U6 x U5 tri-snRNP complex. The coding region runs from base 115 to 2316 and encodes 733 amino acids. NCBI's taxonomy places the organism in Eukaryota, Metazoa, Arthropoda, Insecta, Hymenoptera, Braconidae. Gene Ontology annotation, biological process: maturation of 5S rRNA; mRNA cis splicing, via spliceosome. The record is from RefSeq and is a predicted model, not a curated record.